UCAUCCAGCUGUGUGUAAUACGUUUCCUGAUUUGUUGAAGCGACUAGUAGUACAUUUUGAAAAUCCUUGUUGAGCAAAGCAAAGAUUGUACAAAUAUUUGUUUUUAAUCAUCUAGCUAGUUUGAAUACGUUUUUAUGGCUGGAUCAUGGGGACCAAGCAAAGCCUUCCUGCAACGCAGGAAGAAGAGGGCCAGCAGCAGACGCUGGGCUGUUAUGAGUAAAAGGCUCCAAGAAACACCUAAGCCCAUCAUCACACCUGCAAUCACACAACUUGGAAAUUGUGACCCAAUCACCCAAACCAGUCCAGUUCCUUUGCUAGGUGUCAGAGGGUUGCUGCUGGCAUUUGGAAGAGUAUGCCAAAUCUGGAGGAACUGCCUGAGCCAGUCAUUUGCUGGAUUCUUGAAAACAUUUUUCUUCUGGCGGGGGUAUGCCAAACAAUUAGAGACCCUCCAGAAUCAAAUGGCUGAGCUGCAGAGGGAGAUGGAUGCCUUGCAUUCUGCUCUUCAGCAGAGGGGUAACACUGCAUGCCACUGCCAUGGGACUGUGGCUGGUGGUUUAGUCCGUCCAAUGUUCCCUACUCCUCCCCCUCUUCCGUUGGGCUGUGGGUCCAGUGCAGACCCUCUCCCUGCUCUCACACCACCAGCCCCACCACCUCCACCACCACCUCCUCCUCCCCCCCCAUCUACCACUUUUCUGCAACCCUACAUCCCUAAAAAAAGAGUGGCCUCCAAUGCUCAACAGAGCUCCAAGGAGAAGCAGGACAUACUGGUGGCCGUGACCCUCAAGGAUUUACAGACUGUUAAACUGAGAAAGGUCGUUGUCAGCAGUGUGAAAUCAAAGAGGACUCCAGAGAAGAUACGUACCCCUCUGGUCACUGUGGCAGACCUGCAGAAUGUCCGUCUGAAACGAUCCCACUGCCAACUGCUCCCUAAGCUCCCCAAAUGCCUUAGCGCUGGCAGAACACCUUCUAAAAACCCCAUGAGUUUGCGUACACAGCUGAAGAGGGUUCAAAUCAAUAGGAGUCCUGGUGGUACUCCUCUGUUUGACAAGGAGAAUAUGGAGGCAGGCACUGGCCUCACCCCCAUCAUGACUCAGGCUCUGCAACGCAAGUUCCAGAGUGCUUUACCACGAGGACCGUCUCCAAAGGCAAAGAAUUGCAAUGGAAGCUUUGAUAAUCAAAACUGAGACAUUUGUUGAUAAAUACACAGAUGUUGAUCCAGACGAGUUGAAAUGUAACAGUGAAAAGCAGCUGUCCUGAUUUUUUUUAAAGUGAGUGUUGUAUGCAAGCUAUGGAUGUAACUAUUGGCGCAAUGCACAUUUACUAGCGCAUUCUGCUUUCCUUUGCUGGAUGGGUUACAUAAUGCUUUCCAUUGCUGAAUGGUUUAUUAAGUGCUAGGGAGGUUGAGGAUGAAAAGAGAAAACACUUGUGUCUUGAAUCACUUUUAAAAUGAACAUAAAUUCUGAAAGCAAGCAGUUUCUGUGAAAGCUGCUUUUACAGAACAGUCCUGUCAAUUCAUUGAAUGACAGAUGAGGACUUGCCUUAACUGCCCCUCUGUAUCAGACAUAGGAUUGGUCAAUCCCGACACUGCUUCUUGGAACAGUGACAUCAAGGAGGAUGGUAAGUGAGCCAUACUGAGAUUUAAAAGGCAGUAGUUGAGAUACUCUGUACAUGUUGAGGAAACUCAAUCUAUGACGAGUUACUUCAACUGAGUGAGAUGCAUCAAAUGUUUUUAACGUGGGUUCAGUUAGUCGUCAUUUUAUGAGGAAGUAAAUGUAUCUGAGGGACUUUGUUUGGAAAUUGCUCAUUGACUACAUUUUUAGUCAUUUAGCAGACACUCUUAUCCAGAGCGACUUACAGUAGUGAAUGCAUACAUUUCAUUUCAUGCAUUAUUUUAUUUUUUAUUUUUUUUGUACUGGCCCCCCGUGGGAAUCGAACCCACAACCCUGGCGUUGCACACACCAUGCUUGCGUUGCAAAUACCAUGCUCUACCAACUGAGCCACAGGGAAGACUAGAGACCCAAUAUGUUUGUGCCCCUAUAUUGUGUUUUGAUCUUUGUUUAUAUAACUUUUUUCUAAAAUCUUAUUGCAUGAUAUUUUAAUUUGCUACUGUAACCAAAUAAAAUGUAUUACAUUUUUAA
Messenger RNA from Salmo salar (Atlantic salmon), 2138 nucleotides. RefSeq names its product Proline-rich protein 11. NCBI's taxonomy places the organism in Eukaryota, Metazoa, Chordata, Actinopteri, Salmoniformes, Salmonidae. The record is from RefSeq and is a predicted model, not a curated record. Gene Ontology annotation, cellular component: cytoplasm; nucleus.